This is a messenger RNA of Ostertagia ostertagi, 549 nucleotides long. The record is from the annotation of a GenBank genome assembly. NCBI's taxonomy places the organism in Eukaryota, Metazoa, Nematoda, Chromadorea, Rhabditida, Trichostrongylidae.
GCCACAUUCGGUGUUCGACAAAAGAACGGAAGUGAAGGAGAGUACAAAAAUAAAACGUUCUGUCUUGUACAUUGGCCAAGCACUCCCGCCGCUCAAUGGUACAUUACGACUUUCUUGAUAUAUUCGAUUACAAGUAUAGUUAUUUUCUACUGCUAUUAUCAGGUUUUCUGUAAGUUACGGGAAGCAGCGAAGGGUUCUCGACGUCUGCAACGAUCUACCGCAACACGAGCACCUUACCAACGAGUAACACGAAGUGUUCAGCGAGUUGUCCUUUUCCAUCUUCUAUGCUGGGCACCGUUCUGGCUGUUCAAUCUGUUCUCCUCUAUAUUUCGUGUUCGUGUCACAUCACAACUAGAGCGUAUUGUUGUGAACAUCAUUCACCUAUUUCCAUAUGUGAAUUGUGCGCUCAAUCCGUUGCUCUACGCCUACAGGGCCGAGAAUUUUCGGAUAGCGUUCAAAUCAAUGUUUAUCUUCACAUCCAGAGCAACUCGAGGUGUAGGAGUGCCACGACCAUCGGCUACAAGGAGCACAUACUGCUGCAGUAAUUAG